Moesziomyces aphidis is the source of this 1371-nucleotide messenger RNA. Lineage: Eukaryota; Fungi; Basidiomycota; Ustilaginomycetes; Ustilaginales; Ustilaginaceae. The record is from the annotation of a GenBank genome assembly.
AUGUCGGAAUGGUCGCAUUCGCUAGGCUACUCUGCUGCAGAUAUCUUUCCGGAUACCGAUAGCGAGGGGGAAGGAGAAGGUGGUUCUACGACUGUCGCGGAUGGACCGGUUUCCGCUAAAACAGUAGCCGAUGAUGAGGAGAAGGUCGAUUUCAUCGAGACGCCAUUCACCAUUGCUGCACGCAAUGCGCUUUUCAGAAAAGCGAGGCAGGGAGCUUUUCCUGCUCGUGAGACAGCAACGCCGAAGUCAACCGAUGACAAGGGCAAGAGCCGGGCUCUUGAUGCGGUAGGAGAGUAUCAUAGCCCUGCCUCAGAGCUCACACCAUUGAGUGAAGCUCAAGCUCCGCCGCAUCGGUUCAGCUGCCACCAAGAGCCCAUCGAGGUCAUCGUCGUUUCCUCGGACAGCGAGUCUGAAGAGGAACUAACUUCCGGCUCAGGGGCACGGCAUGCUGGAGCAAACGACGCGGAGCCGGAGCGCUCAGGUGCAGAACAUGGCUCAGAAGUAGAGCUGGGCAGCGAGAGCAUACUAGACCAGCUGUUCGAGGAAAAUCACGAGUUCUACGACCGGCUUGGCCGCGAAGUCAUCCCGAGGGGACGGGCAACAUCCCCUGGAUGCUCGUCAGCACAAAUGGACACCCUCAUGACUGAUGGAAGCACAACAUACGACACUUCGUCUUGGGCACCGACCGAGCCGGCCUACUACCAUACACCAUCCGGAUACCCGGCUUGUGAUCCUGUGCCGCUGCACUAUCCGUCUCCGCACACCUCAGAGGGAAACGCGGACCAGUACGCGCCUGUUCGGUGGCAACAGCCACAUGUGCAGACCACGGACCACCAUAAUGGAUACGGCUGCAUGGAGCCUCAGACCAUUGGCUGUUACUACGAACCGCAUGUGCACAAUCACCGGUACGACCAUCCGCCAAUGGCAGGUCAGACCCCUUGGCAGCCUGAGAUACAAGAAGACACGGAGAAAGCGGACAGUACAGAUUCCAACCGAGCCUCGUCCAGUCGCCACGAAGAAGGCGAGGAAUGGUCUACGCUGCGAGCGACGCGCACACGGCCGGACGGUACGCUUUCGCUGACAGCGGCGAUGCGCCGGCCGAUCCCGCCCACACGCCUCGCGCCGAGCAGCCGUGGCGGCAGCCGUCUAGCGUUGCCGCUCUACCGCACGGUGGGCAGCUCAGCGGAAGAGCGCCGGCGUGCCGAGAACCUGCUGGACAGGCCACCCUCAAUCGUACAGACAGGACGAAAACGAGAAGAGCCCGUAGUGUCCCCAGUGGCAGUGGCGCCCAGAACCAAGCGGCUCUUCCAGCCCGCGCCGCUGCCGCCCAGCACCUCUUCGCGCACCGUCACGGAACGAGAUCGACGCUGA